Rana temporaria (common frog) is the source of this 2624-nucleotide messenger RNA. Its product is annotated as zinc finger protein 792-like. The record is from RefSeq and is a predicted model, not a curated record. The coding region runs from base 39 to 2210 and encodes 723 amino acids. The transcript is spliced from 5 exons. Lineage: Eukaryota; Metazoa; Chordata; Amphibia; Anura; Ranidae. Gene Ontology annotation, cellular component: nucleus. Gene Ontology annotation, biological process: regulation of DNA-templated transcription.
GAUAUUGACUGUAGCAAUGUAAUUUACCUUUGUGUUUGAUGAAUUGUGGUGUUUUGUCUCUUUGGGUGUCAGGAAGUGGAGUCCAAUGCACUACAAGUCCCAGAAUCCUCUGGUGUGGGCAGAUCACUUCCAGGGUGGUGUUUAAGGGUGAUUGCCUGCAGUGUUAUGGAGGUUGUGUUUCCUAUAUAUGCUGUGCCUAUUAUGUGAUUCAUGCUUGGAAGGUUUCUGUUGCCCAUCAGCAAGACAUUCCGCUGCCACCCAAACACAACAAUUGGACCGGCUCCGAGGCGCCCAGCUGUUCACUUACAAUGGACGAGAAUCACGUGACGGAGAGGAUACUAAGCCUCACAUUGGAGAUCAUCUACCUGCUGACCGGAGAGGGUUGCACAGUUGUCAGUAAGGCCAGCGAGCGGUCGACACCUCGCAGCCACCCUCGUUUCCCCGAGCGAUCCAGCAAAAUCAACUCUAAGAAGAUUCUAGAAGUCACCCAGAAGAUCAUUGAGCUGCUGACGGGAGAGGUUCCUAUAAGGUGUGAGGAUGUCACUGUCUAUUUCUCCAUGGAGGAGUGGGAGUAUAUAGAAGGACACAAGGAUCUCUAUGAAGAAGUCAUGGCAGAAAAUGCAAAGCCUUUUACCUCUCAAGAUGAGUCGGAAGUCGCAAUCUCCCACGAUGACCAUAAAACGCACAGGGUGCACUUUGACGAGCGGACGAUCUCAGACCCGUGCAAGCCGAAAACAAUGAACUGUGCAUUGGCACCAAACAUGGGUCAAUAUGGAGUAACCCCCGUGACCUCCUGUACAAAAUACACGCAGACGGAGCUUGACUGCGACCGGGAAGAGCCGUCUUCUUUCAAUGAAGGCAAUGAUGUCAUUUACUCUACGGCUGAAGAUCCCGUGAUUGACCGUAUACCCGAAAUUCCAAAACCGCUUGAAGACCACAAUUGCUCUGAUGAUGACGACUGCCUGGUGACCAUCGAACCUGAAAAGGAGAUGGAAAGCGACGCGGUCAGAAUUCGUUCUCACCCACAAACGGUUCAAAAACCUGCUGAGGUCCAAGACCAUCAUUCUGUGUGGCCCCCAAAUUGCGUGUCCACCUAUGAGAAAAGUCAUACGGCCCUAAAUCUCCCAGAGAUGGAAUACCCAUCAAACUGUAUCCUCGAGGAUUCUUCUUUAUGCCCAGAGGAAAGCGUUACCCACAUGGACGAAUAUGAAGCUUCUAACAGCCGGCCGGGGUCGUAUAGAUCUUCCCAAACCCCAGAGGAAACCAAGAACGCAAUGUUCACCAACAUCUUCACCCCCGCGGACCUAACUCAAGAUGAGUUAACGAGCAUCAAGCAAGAGUUGGUUACGUGGGAGGAGGAAAGCCUCUCGUUUCAAGAAAUCUACCUACCUGUGAAACAUAUACAGGAGACUACGGCAGGAGGGGCGCUAGCAAGCCGCGGCAACAAUUUACACGUCAACUUUGGUGCCACCCAUGUUAAGAUGGAACAUGAAGAAGAGGACAAUAUGGAAGAUUUUACGCCUCAAGAACCGGCUCAGGAGGCCUUUGUGGACGUUUGCAUAGAAGAGGAUAGCAAGGACUCGAUUAAUACUGAAGAACUCGGCAAAAACCAGACUCUGCUGAAUUAUACAGGCUUUGGGAACAACUUUAACAGUGCGCUCGGUUACGCCAACCAACCGAUCUACAACUGCCCAGAUUGCAAAAGAUCAUUCUCCAACAGCAGCAACCUGGCCAAGCACCAGCUGCUGUGCCGGGGCCGGAAGCCACACGUGUGCUCGGGCUGCGGCAAGUGUUUCGCCAGCGCCUCCUACCUGGUCAUCCACGAGCGCAUCCACACCGGCGAGCGGCCGUUCGCCUGCUCUCACUGCGGGAAGAGCUUUUCGCGGAAGCCGGACCUGGUCAGACACGAGCGCAUACAUACUGGCGAAAGGCCGUUCGCGUGCCCAGACUGCGGUAAACGCUUCACCAGCGUCUCCAACAUUUUCAUGCACAGGCGCAUCCACACAGGCGUCAAACCUUUCCCCUGCUCGCAGUGCGGGAAGAGGUUUAUCAAGAAGUCGGACCUGGUCCGCCACGAGAAGAUUCACUUGCCACAGAGACCCCUGCCUUGUCCGGAGUGCGGUCAACUUUUUGGAUCCAAUCACAUCCUGAAUAAGCAUAUGCUGAGCCACGCGGGGAGUAUGCAGGUGGCUUUCCAGGGAGGAAGCUGAUUUAAAGGGGAAGUCCUCCUUAACAAUGAUAGCUUAGUUUUGGGUGGGUGCUGGUAGAUCCAGUAUUCCAUUAGCACCUUAAAGGGCCAGUCCACCAAAAAUUGGUAUUUUGGUGUUGGGUAAAUGCUGGAGAUUUAAACACCUGAAAGUCUUUUAUCUCUCAGGGACUUGGGUUAGACCUCGGCGCUGAGUUCCCGACCUGUGUAAUAGUUUGAUGGCAGUACAAGCGUUUGGCAAAUACAUUUGAAAGCAUAGGUAGAUGCAGAACGCUCGUGAGCAAGCAUUCCCGAAAAAUAUCCAAAAUACCUUAAAAAUUGCAAACCAGGCAGACAAAGCCUGGUGCUGUAAAAAUGGGCUUUUGAAGAACAAGCGCACCUAUGCAUAGUGGGCAAUUUUGCAAAAUAAGACCAUGGG